AUGGAGCGGUAUGAAGUUCUUGAGCAGAUUGGGAAAGGCUCUUUUGGUUCUGCUCUUCUUGUCCGACACAAGCAAGAACGAAAGAAAUACGUCUUGAAAAAGAUUCGUCUCGCUCGUCAGUCUGAUAGGGCUCGCCGAUCAGCUCAUCAGGAGAUGGAGCUCAUUUCUACUGUCCAAAAUCCAUUUGUUGUCGAGUACAAAGAUUCAUGGGUUGAAAAGGGUUGCUAUGUGUGCAUCGUUAUUGGAUACUGCGAAGGCGGAGACAUGACAGAAACUAUAAAAAGAGCUUGUGGUGUUCAUUUCCCUGAAGAGAAACUUUGCCAAUGGCUUGUUCAACUCCUAAUGGCACUCGAUUAUCUGCACUCCAACCAUAUUCUCCACCGUGAUGUCAAGUGUUCUAAUAUAUUCUUGACAAAAGAGCAAGACAUACGACUUGGUGACUUUGGCCUCGCUAAGAUUCUCACUUCUGAUGACCUUACAUCUUCUGUUGUUGGGACACCAAGUUACAUGUGCCCUGAGCUUCUUGCCGACAUACCUUACGGAUCAAAGUCAGACAUUUGGUCUUUAGGAUGCUGCAUGUAUGAAAUGUCUGCUCAUAAACCUCCUUUCAAAGCUACUGAUGUGCAGACAUUGAUCAGCAAAAUACACAAAUUGAUAAUGGAUCCCAUCCCUGCCAUGUACUCCGGCUCAUUCCGAGGCCUCAUUAAAAGCAUGUUGAGGAAAAAUCCUGAACUCAGGCCAAGUGCUAGUGAGCUGCUUAACCACACUUAUCUUCAGCCUUACAUCAGUAUGGUUUAUAUGAAGCUAGAGAGUCCUAGAAGGAGCACUUUCCCACCAUCCCAGUGGCCGGAGACGAAGGAAAGAAGGCGUUCGUUUAGUAACGACAGGAGAUUGAAUCCGAGUGUCUCUGAUACAGAAGCAGGCUCUGUGACUUCUUCAGGGAGAGCAUCCCAUUCACCAAUGUUUAGUGGAAGAAAAGUGUCAGAAGUAACUGUUGGAGUCGUUAGUGAAGAGAUUGUUGCACAAAGGCAGAGUGGAGUACUUAAGAAGCAAUCUGGUGCAGCAGCUAGAACCCCGAGAGUGGCCAGAACCUCAAAGAGGCUUGAAACGCCGUCAAGCACCACCACCCCUCGUAAUGUUGAACUGACAAAUCCAAGGCGGAGAGCAUCUCUUCCGUUGGUCGUGGAAAACCCUUACACUCGCGAAUCGGAUAUCAUUGCUAUUUGCGGUUCACCAGACGUUUCUGUAAACGCUCCUAGGUUCGACAAGAUCCUUGAAUACCCUGAAGAUCUUUUCCAGGACAGAGAGACAACCUCAAGAGAAGUAGUAGCACGGCGAUCUUCUUUUUCGAAUUCGAACCGUUCGAUGAUGACGAAAGACAAGUGUACAACUGUACAGACAAGGAGGUCAGUGUCGGAGGUAAAACAGAGAAGGUUCGACACGUCGUCGUAUCAGCAGCGUGCGGAGGCUCUGGAGGGACUGCUGGAGUUCAGCGCAAGGCUAUUGCAGCAGGAAAGGUACGAUGAGCUUGGGGUUCUCCUUAAACCUUUUGGACCGGAGAGAGUGUCUCCGAGAGAGACGGCCAUCUGGUUGACUAAGAGUUUCAAAGAAGCUUCCGUGUAG
Eruca vesicaria subsp. sativa (arugula) is the source of this 1623-nucleotide messenger RNA. NCBI's taxonomy places the organism in Eukaryota, Viridiplantae, Streptophyta, Magnoliopsida, Brassicales, Brassicaceae. The record is from the annotation of a GenBank genome assembly.